Molecule: messenger RNA, 3010 nt
Organism: Closterium sp. NIES-67
Lineage: Eukaryota; Viridiplantae; Streptophyta; Zygnematophyceae; Desmidiales; Closteriaceae
Source: the annotation of a GenBank genome assembly
AACUAUUGCGGUGCUUCUUGUGUUUCUUUUCUCCGAUUCGAAUACUGUACCUCGUCCCGCCGCUAGUAGCAGCGUUCGCCGAGAAGCGCAGAGAAGCUCGAGAAUUCGGCGCGCAGUCCGUUAGCUACUAGGAGGCAUCAUUGAUUAGUCGACUCAAAAGUCGGCUCGCAUCAUGCCCGUCACCGUUUCAAAAAUCAUGGCCUCCGUCCGACGACGACUCGGAGUCGUUCUCGUCUCUCCGCGCACGAGGCUUUCUUUAAGUAGUUCUAUCGCUGACAUUCGCCGCCGCCUCGAGAGCCCGCGCACCAGUGGCGGCAACGUGCGCAUGCGGCCGCGGCGCCGCCGGAAGCUCCACCGCCUGCGGCGCCGCCGGCGCCGGCGCGAGCUAGUGGGAGUGCCAUCGUUAGACGAGGAGGCGUGUGAUGACUUGGAGUUUCCGAGUCGCAAGGGUUCCGUGAGCCGUGAAGUGCGGCGUAUCAGUACUUCUAGUAGCCGUCCCGCAACGGCGGGGGAGAGCCCGCCGUGCGUCCCUGCCUCGUGCCCUAGUAUUAUUAUCUUCACAAGUACCAUUGCCGACCGUGGCCCUGUGAUGACCUUGUCGCUCGCAGAAAAGCCGACUGCUGCUGCUGUUGCUGCUGCUGCUGCAGCGGCGACACCACGCCCUGCCGCUGCUGCCACACCGGCGACGGGGCUCUUGAUAGACGCCGCGGCGCCGUGCGUUUCGGGGCGCCUCAUGGAAAUGCUCGCCCCUUGCUCCGACGCGCGCCUGAAGGCGCUCCGGAAUUCUGGAAAAGUCCUUGAAGUCUCGGAUUCUUGCGGCGCGCAAGAGAGUGCUGCUACUGGUGCUGCUGCUGCUGCUGCUGCUGCUGCUGGUGAUGGUGCCGGUGGGAUCGCUCCUCCGGAUCUAGCAGGCCGGUUAGAGACUGCAGGGCAUGCAGGGCCGCCGGAUGAAUCCGAUGGUGAGUCACAGCCGUUCGGGACGCCGGCUGGCGGCGACGCGGGGCUGGGGCGGCAAGGAGGCGCGGCAGAAUGGCGGGGCGGUGGAAGAAAAGGAGAGGCAGCGAGAUACGCGGAGGAGAGUUGGAGAUGUUUCGAUGAGAGAACCUACCUUGAUUCGACGGAAGCACUCCCAUCAGCACGCGUGCAAGCCCACACCCGCGCGUUUGGUCCUCGACUCUCCCAUCUCCCUCGCUCCACUCUCAUCUCCAUCACCACCUCCCUCCUCUCCCACCUCUCCCUCACACACCCCCUCAACAAUACCCUCAACAGCCCUCAUUCCUCUCCCCUCUCUGCUACCCUCUGCCCCGACCGCCUCCUCUCUCCCCCUUUACUCCCCUCCUCCCUUUCCUCCUCCCCCCUCUCCUCCCUCCAUGCCACAUCCACCCUCUCCUCUCUCCUCCGCUCCCUUCGCUCCUCCAACGCUCUCCCCUCACUGCGCCGCCUCUACUCCAUCCCUCUGCUCUCCCCUCCUCCUCCCUCCUCUCUCUCCUCCUCCCCGGCUUCUCACUCUCACCAUUCCCUCGAUCUGCUGCUUGCCCUCCGCCCUGCCAAGAGCAAGACACCUGGAACGAACCCGUCAGCUAUUUCAGCAUCAGCAUCAGCAACUUCGUUUUUACCCCCACCACCAGCAGCAGCAGCAACAUCACUACCAUCAUCUUCUUCCAAUAGCAGUGCCGCAGAUAGCUACACAAGGGGAAACUACAACAGCAGUAGCAGCUGCAGUGGCAGGGACACAGCAGAGUGUGGCAGUCCCUUCCUUGGGAUGCGCUAUCGGUGGGACUGGGACGUGAGAAACACUACAAGCAACAAAAUGAAUGGCAGGGAGAGCACCGUCACCAUGGAAAAAACAUGCAGCAGCAAGAGCAAGGAGUGCGGUGAGUGCAGAGGGCGAUACAGCAUGCUGAGAGGAGCCGAGGGGUUGGCUGGUACCUGCACAGUGGAACUCAUAGACCUGCAGAAAGGGGUAGGUGGGUCUUUGAAACAGGAAGCCGUUAUCGCUGCUUCCCUCCCCCUCCCUGCUGCCUCCGCCUCUCUCCAUAUCUCUCUCAGACUCGGCUCCUGCUUUCCCCUCUCCCUCCCUUUCGCCCUUCUCUCCUCCCAACCGUUUCAGCCAGUAUCCUCUUCCUCCGAAACCCCUACACUCCCAUCAGCUCCUUCACUCUCAUUAUCCCCUUCCCUUUCACCCACAUCAUCACCCCCCAGCCUCAAAGCGUCUGCCACCACCACUCUCACCUUCGACCUCCCCUCGCCCCUCCGCGCCCUCCUCCUCCCCCUCGCCUCGCACCCCCUCCUCCGCCCCCUCAACCUCCCCUCCUUGCACGCCCAGGCUUAUGUCACCACCUGCACCACUGUCGCUCCCCUGACUCUGCUACUGGGCCAAAUGGGCAUGGGUUGGGAUGGGGCACGGUUUGCGAGAGGUGCAAGGGGUUGGGGUGGUAGUGGUUCAGGUCUGGAUAGAGUUGGGAUGGGUGGGAAGGGGUUUGGAAGCAGGGGGGUAGGGGGAAUGGGUUUAGAGGGGGUGGAAAUGGGUGGUGGUGGGAGAUGUAGAGCGGUGAUUGGGGAACAGGGUGAGAGUGCAGAGAGGAGUGUGAGUGUGCAAGGAGAGGUGGGGGGAGUGAGGGGGACUUUAUCGAAUAAACACGUUGAGCCAUGGUGGAAGAGUGGAGCUGCUGGGUUUGCAAGGCAGCUUGUAGAGGGUAUGCGGUGUUCAGCUGGACUCGGGCUGGUGUGUCCCACAUCGUUUGGGAGAGUUGAGGUCAAUUACUGCUGGCCCAUUCACAUGCAUCCCGGAGACAGCCUUCUGAAGCACGGACUACAAUUCAGGUUCAAGUCACAGAUGUAAUUGAGUUCAACCCCUUUCCAUGAUGGCUUUCCACGACUAGAAAUGCCUAGUGGAAAAGUAGUUGUUUCUGUUGCAGCAAACCCAGCCAUAGUAGUAGAACUUGUUGUGAUAUAAUUGAUACUUAGCAUUUCUGUAAGUCGAUUAUGUGUAGUUAGUGUCGAAUCAUAC